UAACAGUAGUAGUGUAGUACCCAUUACAAUAUCGCUAAAUAAAACUAUUUUACGUAAAAUUAAAUAAACUAGCGGAACCACAAAAAAUAAAAUUCAAAAAAAAUGUUACCCGCACGAUGUAAAAUGGUAUCACUUGCUAAACGAGACCGCCUUUCAAAAAAAUGUCAAUCAAAACAAUAUGAAUUAUCGAAAAUAAUUAAUCGAAAACUGAAUCGACCGCUUCAAAUCGAUGGAAGGUAAAUGUACGAAAACGGGACCGAAAUGUGAAGCGCGCGGCGUUUGUGACGAACGCGAAUUUCUACUGAAAAAGGUUCCAAACGUAACCGGCAGCGCGAUGGAAUCGAAGCAAUACUUAACCUCGGAGGCCGCCUGGCAAAAAAUACAAGAUUAUUAUAACAAUAAAGGUCGAAACUUAAUCAUUAAAGACUUAUUUGCGAAUGAUCCAAACCGAUUCCAGAAAUUCAGCCUGAAACUUAACACCCCAAACGAUGGCGAUAUUUUAUUCGACUAUUCCAAAAAUCGCAUCGAUCAAGAAGCUUUCAAGCUGCUAUUUCAACUUGCAAGAGACCGUAAUCUGGAACAGGCCCGUGAUGCAAUGUUCGCCGGCCAAAAGAUCAAUUUUACCGAAGACCGAGCCGUCCUACACGUCGCUUUAAGGAACAGGUCCAACAAACCCAUAUUGGUGGAUGGUAAAGAUGUCACGCCAGAUGUGAACGCCGUUCUUGAACACAUGAAGCAGUUCACUAAUUCGAUUCUUAGUGGCCAGUGGCGUGGAUAUUCUGGCCAACAAAUUACCGAUGUAGUCAACAUUGGUAUUGGAGGAUCUGAUCUAGGGCCACUAAUGGUAACUGAAGCUUUGAAGCCAUACAAUAAGGGCCUACGGCUGCACUUUGUGUCUAACAUCGAUGGGACCCAUUUGGCGGAAACUUUAAAGCGGAUCGAUCCUGAGACAGUGCUGUUUAUCAUUGCUUCAAAAACAUUUACUACGCAGGAAACUAUUACCAACGCUACAUCAGCUAAAGAGUGGUUUUUGGGAUAUGCGAAAGACCCGGCUGCUGUAGCCAAACAUUUUGUCGCUCUAAGCACCAACGAGGCAAAAGUAAAAGAUUUCGGCAUCGACCCUGCCAAUAUGUUCGGCUUCUGGGACUGGGUCGGCGGCCGUUAUUCUCUCUGGUCCGCUAUUGGACUCAGCAUUGCUCUAUCAGUAGGUUUCGACAGUUUCCAACAAUUGCUUGAGGGUGCUCACUAUUUGGACAAGCACUUUUUGUCGGCCCCUUUGGAAGAAAACGCACCUGUUAUCCUGGCCCUCUUGGGCAUUUGGUACGGCAAUUUUGCUGGUGCCGAAACCCACGCCCUGCUGCCGUACGAUCAGUAUCUCCAUAGGUUCGCUGCCUAUUUCCAACAAGGCGACAUGGAAAGCAAUGGCAAGUAUGUAACAAGAAGUGGCAAAGUGGUGAACUACAACACGGGACCAAUCGUUUGGGGCGAACCGGGCACCAACGGACAACACGCAUUCUACCAACUUAUCCACCAGGGUACGCGCCUAAUCCCGUGCGACUUUAUAGCUCCGGCACAAACCCACAACCCCAUCAGCAAUGGGGAACACCAUAAAAUAUUAUUGGCGAACUUCCUGGCGCAGACUGAAGCUCUGGCGAUGGGAAAAACCCCAGAACAAGCCAGAGUCGAAUUGGAAAAGCAGGGUCUGAGUGGCGAAGCUCUGGAAAAAAUCCUACCACAUAAGGUAUUUCAAGGGAACAGGCCAACUAACAGUAUCGUUGUGAAGAAGGUGACGCCAUUUACUUUGGGUGUUUUAAUAGCUCUUUAUGAGCACAAGAUAUUCACCCAGGGUAUUAUAUGGGAUAUCAACUCAUUUGAUCAGUGGGGAGUUGAACUGGGAAAGCAGUUGGCUAAAGCGAUUGAACCAGAGCUCAAAGACAGCAACCCAGUAUCGUCGCACGACGCAUCCACCAACGGCUUAAUCAACUUCAUCAAGGCCAAUCGUUAACUCUUACCCGUUUUUAUGAGAAAAAAAGUUAAAAAUUAGAAUCACCAAUCCUACAUAAGUGUGGCGUAUUGUUUUCUGUUUUAUAUUUUGAAAAAAAGUUAAUAUAUUUGGGAUAGUACCUUAAUGAUUUCUUAUUC
Molecule: messenger RNA, 2142 nt
Organism: Cylas formicarius (sweet potato weevil)
Lineage: Eukaryota; Metazoa; Arthropoda; Insecta; Coleoptera; Brentidae
Product: glucose-6-phosphate isomerase
Exons: 8
Coding region: 230-2005 (591 amino acids)
Biological process (GO): glucose 6-phosphate metabolic process; gluconeogenesis; glycolytic process
Cellular component (GO): cytosol
Molecular function (GO): glucose-6-phosphate isomerase activity; monosaccharide binding; carbohydrate derivative binding
Source: RefSeq, a predicted model, not a curated record